AUGUUGGGAAGAGGUCUGAAACGCAAGCUGAGUGAUUAUGAAGAGAACAUGGCAGGUGUGUCAAGUGCCUUCGAUUCCAGCCGAAACCUGCCAUAUCCACUCAAGAGGCAGCUGGUGCUCAAUGUGUGCCUCACCAAACUACAGACCUACAAGAUGCUGGCAGAGCCAAACCUGCACCGCUCUGUCCUUAUCGCCAACACAGUCAGGCAAAUCCAGGAGGAGAUGAGGCAAGAAAAUAGCCAGCAGUUCAUUCAUAUGUGCAGUGGCUUCAGCACCAGCCCUUCCAGUUACCUGGGCUUGGAUUUGUUUGGAAUGCCAUCACACAUUUUCCCAGGUGUUCAUCAGCAGGAGUCCAACGGUCAUGAGCCACGGCCUGUGGAAGGCCCAAUUGAAAACAACUUGCUGGUGGUUUCAGAUAAUGACAUGUCAUCUGCCAUUUCAUCUAUUCUGAAAGACUUGGACUUCAUGGAGGACGUGAGCCCACCUUCGUACCUGGCUGGAUCUGGAGAUGAUCAGUUUAAGACUUCUGAAACUUCAGGCUUUCGGUUGGAAGAUGACAGACAAGACUUGAAGGGAGUGGAAUGUGCAUUUGGUUCCUUCGAAAUUUCAAGCUCAACUAGCUACUUGAAAGACUUGGCUAUCGAUGACAUUUUUGAAGAUAUUGACACUUCGAUGUACGAUUCAGACUUUGACUGCCCCUCACUAACUCCUCCAAGAGCAUCGCCUGUGGCACCCACAGAAGAGAUAUUGAAAACCUUCUCUUCUUGCAAUUCCUCCUCAGCAAGCAACAUCCCAAUAUGUAGAAGUGAUCUCAGUGAUUUGGACCAUAUCAUGGAGAUUCUUGUAGGGUCUUGA
Podarcis lilfordi (Lilford's wall lizard) is the source of this 855-nucleotide messenger RNA. NCBI's taxonomy places the organism in Eukaryota, Metazoa, Chordata, Lepidosauria, Squamata, Lacertidae. The record is from the annotation of a GenBank genome assembly.